Messenger RNA from Plectropomus leopardus (leopard coralgrouper), 2224 nucleotides. RefSeq names its product ectonucleotide pyrophosphatase/phosphodiesterase 6 (gene enpp6). Gene Ontology annotation, molecular function: glycerophosphodiester phosphodiesterase activity. The record is from RefSeq and is a predicted model, not a curated record. NCBI's taxonomy places the organism in Eukaryota, Metazoa, Chordata, Actinopteri, Perciformes, Serranidae. Gene Ontology annotation, biological process: choline metabolic process; lipid metabolic process. Gene Ontology annotation, cellular component: plasma membrane.
CAUAUCCAGGUCCAUGCAGCGACUGUCCGGGUGUCCUCUGUCCCCGCUCAGCAUGUCUCUGUCGGUGUCCCUUCUGCGACUCGUCCCGCUGCUGCUGCUGCUCGGAGCGGGACAGCGAUGUCUCGCAGCCCGUCCGUUACUCGUUUUCCUGAUCGAUGGCUUUCGGUAUGACUACAUGGACGAUCUUCACGCGCUACCUGGAUUUGCCGAGCUCGCGAGCAAUGGAGUGAAAGUGGACUACAUGACGCCAGACUUCCCGAGUUUAUCCUACCCGAACUACUACUCGCUGAUGACAGGCCGUCACUGUGACAUUCAUCACAUGACUGGAAACUACAUGUAUGAUGAAGCCUCCAAGAAGGAGUUUCUGAUUGGGACCAACCUGGACAGCCGGCUGCCUCUCUGGUGGGACGGAUCAGAGCCGCUGUGGGUCACCCUGCAGAAACUGGGACAGAACGUCUUCAUGUACUACUGGCCUGGCUGCGAGGUGGAGAUUUUGGGUGUCCGUCCAUCAUUCUGUGAGGAAUACGUCUACAACCCAACAGAGAAAAACCUUACAGACUCCAUGGAAAAUGCACUCAAUGUCCUGAGGUCAGGCCAAGCGGGCAUGGCAGCAAUAUAUUACGAGAAAAUCGAUGUUGAGGGCCAUCACUUUGGUCCAGACUCUCAUCAGGUCAGAACAGCUGUGCGACAGCUGGAUCUCGCCAUGCAGACGCUCAACAGCAAAAUCAAAGAGAAAAACAUGGUGAACGAGCUGAACAUUGUGCUGUUUUCAGACCAUGGCAUGACAAAGCUGCAGUGGAUGGAGAAGGUCAUAGAGCUAGAAAAGUAUAUCAACAUGUCAGCCAUCAUCAAGAUGAUGGACAGAGGGCCAGUGGUCAGUCUGUGGCCCAAAGACAACAAGUACCAAGAGGUAUAUGCUGCAUUGUCCCAGGUGCCUAACAUGCGUGUCUAUGCCAGACAGGAGAUCCCUGAGCGUUUCCAUUUCAAAGGAGGGAAGUUUGUUUCCCCCCUGACGCUGGUGGCUGAGCCCGGCUGGUUCAUCACUGAGAACAAGGAAAAACUCCCAUACUGGAAAAAUGACUCCGGAGAGCCCUCAGCAUGGCAAAAUGGUUGGCAUGGUUACGACAAUGAGUUCAUCGACAUGAGAGGCUUUUUCUUGGCGAUGGGACCUGACUUCAAGCGAAACUUUCGGGCAGGUCCAAUUCGAGCGGUGGACGUCUACAAUGUAAUGUGCCGGACGCUGGGAGUGAAACCGUUGCCCAAUAAUGGGUCCUGGUCUCGGGUAGAGUACUUCCUGAAUGGGUCUGAUGGUCCAUCCCAGCCCACAGCCCUCUGCUGUAUGUGUUUGUUAGGAAUACUGCUUGCACUGUGGAACUAAAGUAUUUAUGGCUUCUGAUGGUAGCUAGAAACAAUGUGCUAGAAAGACAUAGAGCAUUAAACCACGUAAUCGGUCAAUGUAUCGAAACCUUGAAAUGGUAAGAGCAUCCUCGAGGACCAAGAACUUGAAGCUUUAAAGGGCGUGGAGAGUUUUCAGUGAUCUCAUCCCAAAUCCUGUAAUGGACCGGGGAAAAGAAUCCUACAUACCCUUAACACGGCAGCACCUUGUGCAGUAGCCUCGGCCACCAGUGUGUGAAUGGGUGAAUGUGACAAUGUAAUGUGAAAGUGCUUUGAGUGGUCAAUAACACUAGAAAAGUGCUUUACAAGUAGAGUCCAUUUACUUAUAGAGGACUUCCAUUCUGGAUCCUUAAGAGGCCAAAACUAACAUUGUCAUUCUUCUGCGGGUCUCCAUCUCAUCAUCUCAUCUUCUCCGUCUCAUCAGUGCGCUGAUGUCUGAAGUAGUGCAUACCUGAAAAGUCCAGAAAAUAACUAAAUUGGAUUGAAUUUUACAUUAAUGCAGUUUCUCUACCAUUCUUAUGAAAAAUGAGAGGUUGGAGAUACAGCAUGUCAGAAGGAUUUGUAUUCACUAAUGCAUGUGUUCAGAGUUUCUGGUGCUUUAUAGUUUAUUACAGAUAUAGAUCUUCCUUGUAUUUGUUCACAUACUUGGCCAGUAAAAUCUGAUUUUGGGCUAUUCAUUUCAGAAAAGGGUCCUGAAAACAACUAGCUUUUUUGACUUCACAGGUAAAAUAGGAAUUUCUUGAAAGAACUGCUCCAUUUAAACUCAGCAUUGUCAUUAACCCUUUGAAACCUGAGCAAACUGGCUCAAUUUCUUUUAAAAACAUAGGAA